CCAGAAGUUAGUUUUUAUCCAUAGUAAGGCGGGUGUGGUGAAUUCCCUAGUAAAAACGGUUUGGACUUAUCAGGUGCGUCCAUCUCCCACACUUAGCCAGCAAGAUAUAUUACUCACCGGCCUGACUGAGGCCAUUAAAAUUGGCCACUGGUUACUAAUUGUAUUUUAUAUGAGUGUGCCGAGUAUCUGAUUAUAAUUUUCCCAGUCACACAUACACUCUUAGUAACUGAUUGGGUUGAAAAAAUCUUGAGCUCUUUCAUGGUCAGCGCAUAAAAGAUAUUUGUCUCAAAAUUUUGGUUACUAAGACCUUGCAAAAAUGGGGAAUUGCCUUUUUAAACAGACUGCUGAUGCCCCUGCUACGUCACCAACUGGAGGACAAGGGGGAGUGGCCACAGCAGAUGUUCAAGCUGACCAUAAGCAGUCAUCAGCUCCUGAGGAGACCAUUGUUAAAAUGGACGCAGUCAAACUUGAAGAGACGGGGGGAGGGGGUGGACUUGACCUGGGUCUGCUAUUCCCAGCUCUCACAGAAGUGACCCCUAGACCACGGGUCGAAGAGCCCUUUGAUUUCCAGAAAGAUGGACGUCCCGUUGUCCGCAUUGGAAGCUGGAAUGUCCUGUCUUGCUGCUUAAACAAGAUUGCAAAUCCAGGAGUGCGAGAAGUCAUCUGUAUGACUGUAUUGGAAAAUGGGUUUGGUAUCCUUGCUCUACAAGAAAUUGCUGACAGAGAGGUUCUAGAUAAGAUCUGUGACGAGCUGAACAAUCCUAUUAUCCCUAAUGUAAAGAAUUGGAAGGGGCAGAGAGGACAUUGGAAAGCUGUGAUAUCAGAUACUCCAGCUGGGAGAAUGUAUCAGGCUCCAGAAUAUAAUGGAUUUAUCUAUGACACCAGCCAAGGCAUUGAGGUGGUGUCAUCUUCCCUCAUAGAGCGACACCGCAGAGGGGCACCCAAGCAAUUCGCGAGGAGGCCUUUUAUGGUGGUUUUUAAGGCAAAGGAGCUCGACUUUGUUGCGGUCAGCGUCCACUUGAAGGCCACUGGACUACAGAUGGAGGACCUUGACCGUUUGCAGGAGGAGAUUGGCAGGUGUCCAUUGGUCUUGGAGGCUAUUCAGGAGCAGCUGCCUGGGGAGAGAGACAUCAUGAUCCUGGGGGACUUUAAUUUGGGACCAGAACAGGAGGAUUUUGAUGCAUUCCGUGAUGCUGGGUAUAAAAACACAGUAGAUGAGCACACCAACACUAACAUCAACCUGCGCAACUUGAAAGGCAGCAGAACCUACGACAACAUUUGGAUGAGUAAACAAGCACAGGAUGUGUUCACAGGUCAGUCCGGGGUCAUCCGUGAGGGGUUGACCCACCAGUGGAUACCCCAUGAUGACUGGUUUUGGGGAGGCAUAGUGGCUGACCACUGUCCAGUGUGGGCCGAGUACUUCACUGACCACGACAUGGACGCAGAUGGUGACCUCACAGCUGGUGUGAAGGGGAUCAAGGUGGAGGAGUGAGAACUGGGGUGAAUCUGAGGCUAGUUUGUGGAGAGGGGAAUGAGAAUUCACAUCAUGAUAGUGAUACAUAAUUGAAACUUACCAGUACUCAGGGGUGGAUUGAGGCUGUCUUUUGGGUCUUCCAGAAGACGUAAAGAUUUUCAAGUUUACAUUGACGGUCAUCAAAUUUCUCCUUUCAGAAGAUGGUCAAAAAGUGCAAAACUGUUGAUGUAUAAUUUACUACUCACAACCAAAUAUUUUCUGAAGAGAACAUAGUGUAAUGGCUGUACCCACAUCACUGGCUUGUCCAUGAAAAGUAUGUAGACAAGCAUAAAUUUCAGGGAAUUUUAAAAAGAAUUUUAUGUAUUUAUUUGUGUCUUUUAAAAUAUUUUUCAAAUUUUUACGGCAAUAUAAUUCUGCAUUACAGAAUAUUCUUCCCAGAGAUUAUUGGAAUUAUCAUGUUUUUACAAGAUCUUAUGCAACUAAUGUCUCUUUUGAAAAUUAUAGAGUAGCUUUUUUGAAAAAAAUUGGAGGGUAGUGUGCAUAGCACAAAGUGAUUUAAAAUCUAACUUUAGAAACUUACUAUAGGUAGUUGAGUGAGGUCUGAGGCAUGAUAGAGAUGUUGAGUUGUAUCUAACAUGGAGCAAAAAGAACAAGAUUCAGAAGAAAAAAAAUCUGGAAUUUAAACAUUUUAUGGCAUGGGGUGACUUGAUAGAGAAAAGAAAAUGUAAUGAAAUGUGUAGUUAUCAAUGAAUGUGAGUUAUGGGGUAUAUGAUGGAAAGAAUGAUGUCAGGUUUGUGUUUACUUAGUCAUAUUUUGACUUCCAUGAAUAUGGUUUAAAAUGGUGCUGUACAUUUAUAACAAAAUGGUAGGUUUUAAAGACAUUGUCUCCUGAAUGUGAUAUGCUUUUAAAGGUGAUUACUUGUGUAGAUUUUUACAUAACACAGUAGCUUCUGGUGAGACACCACAUGAUAAAUAUACUUAUUAGAUAUUAUAUUAGUUUGUGCCCAAUCAUUCUCUUUUUUAAAAAAAAUUUAGACUGGUAAAACUAGGUCAGUAUGGGGUGUUUGACCUCUCUCCUUUUUCUUUUAUUUAGUGUGAGAGUAAAUUUUUUUAGUUUUGGAAAUAUUUAUUGGGACUAUUUUUUGAAUGGAUAUUUCGCACCUUUUCUACAUGUAACAGUACUGUAUAAGGGCAUCAAAGUUUCAUUUUAGCAACAUUUUUAACUAGGUGGAAUUUUGCCUCUAUGGUCCAGCUGCUGGAUUAUGAUAUUUCAGUAAAGACUCCCUGAGGUAAAUUGAGAUAAUACAGAGUUGCUUAUAAGUGCUGAUAUUUUCUUUCCAUUGACUGUUAUCAAAGUGUGUCAUAUGUUACAGAAUCAACAGAAAUACACAUAUAAUCUUUCAAAAAUUAACAGGUUAAUAAACACUGUGCCUUUUAACUACAUUUUUUAUUUAUUUAUCAGAAAACUUACAUAUUUUAUGUUUUCUAAGAAGCUUGAGUCACCAAAUUACCAUGAUUCAUGUUGAAAUAUAAGAUUGUGAUGUAAUUUGAAAAGUAAUCAAGAAUGCUUUGAAAAUAAAUGUUAUAAAUGGUU
Lingula anatina is the source of this 3068-nucleotide messenger RNA. Its product is annotated as endonuclease/exonuclease/phosphatase family domain-containing protein 1-like. The record is from RefSeq and is a predicted model, not a curated record. Lineage: Eukaryota; Metazoa; Brachiopoda; Lingulata; Lingulida; Lingulidae.